AGCUGCUAUUAUUUAUCACCUCCCUCUUUCCAACUUUAUCCGAUUUCACUAUAUCCCCCUUCCAAUAAAUCAAAAACCACUUUCCCCAAAAAUCAAUACCCUCACCGAUCACACACACACACACCAUGUCAACCACCCACCGUCCACCACCCAAACCACUGGAUCUCGAAAUCACCAUCGUCUCCGCGAAACACCUCAAAAACGUCAACUGGCGCAACGGUGAUCUCAAACCAUACGCCAUCUUCUGGCUCGACCCCGAUCGUCGUUUGGCCACCAAAUCCGACGACUCUAAUUCCACCAAACCUGUUUGGAAUGAACGUUUCCUUAUCCCUAUUCCAAACACCCCUUCUUCCGCUCCUAUUUUCUUAACUCUUGAAAUCUUUCAUUCCAAACCUUCAGAUACUCCCAAACCCUUAGUCGGUACCUUUCGUCUACCCAUCGAUGAUUUACCUAACCCCGAAGAUUCAGCUCUUAUCAGAACUUUUGAUCUCCGCCGUCCAUCUGGUCGUCUUAAUGGUAAGAUUAAAUUAAAACUUUCUUUACGUGAACGUCCUUUACCUGAUUACCAAAUUCCCCCUCAACCUUCUUAUUAUUACCAAACUGCCCCUCCUCCUCCUCCCCCGCCUUCUUACGGCAGAUUCUCACCGUCUCCGUAUUCCCCCUCACCGCCGCCUUCAGCGGUGCCUCCUCCACCGUCUGCUGCACCACCACCACCACCGUACCACUACGGAUCAUAUUCCGAUCCGUAUUCCGGUUAUUACCAGAGCGGAUACUACUCUCAACCACCUCCACCGCCGCCGCAACAGACUCCGCGGAUGUUUAGCGAUAGGCCGACGAGCUAUGGCGGUGGCAGCGUAGGGGGAGGACCUAGCGCACCUGUCGAGUAUGAUCAGUUUGAUCAGAAGCAGAAAGCUGGGAAGGUAGGGUCAGGAUUAGGUGUAGGAGCUGUGGCAGGGGGCUUAGGUGGACUUACAAUCGACGAAGGAUUGCGGUAUGACGAUGAUAAGGUUUCGGAGAAAGUUGAGAGUGACUUGAAUGCAAGGGAACUUGACGAUUAUGCCGGGUAUCGUCGUCGUAUGGAUUAUUGAUUAAUAAUCACGGGGCUUAUGGUAAAUGUUUACUGAUUAAUGAGGUAAAUGUUAAGCUAUCAUAAUGGGUUUUCUCUAAUGUUUAUGUUGGUGUAUAUGUAUAUCUUGUGUUUGCUAUCCUAUGAACUGAUUGAAGUUAUAAGAAGUUGUGAAACAAAUUCGAUA
Erigeron canadensis is the source of this 1253-nucleotide messenger RNA. RefSeq names its product protein SRC2 homolog. Bases 126 to 1088 code for a protein of 320 amino acids. The record is from RefSeq and is a predicted model, not a curated record. The transcript has a single exon. Lineage: Eukaryota; Viridiplantae; Streptophyta; Magnoliopsida; Asterales; Asteraceae. Gene Ontology annotation, biological process: defense response.